GGACUGAAUGAUGAUAGUAUUGAUAGCGAUGGGGAUGAUGAUCAUUAUAUAAAUGAUAAUAGUAAUAUUUUGACCAGAAGUGGACGUAAAAGAUCGAAAAAUUUGAACAAUAAGAAUAACAAUAAUAAUAAUAAUUCACGAUGGCGUAAAGAGAUUUCCUUACGUGUGAAAUCAAUAAUGAAACGAUUGAAAAAACUUGAAAAUGGUUUUAAAGUAGCUUAUUUGAAUGGUACAACACUAUCCAGAAUCGAGAGUGCCGUAUGUAAGAAAGCGUCAACUGCAGAUGUUAUCAAUGGUGUAUAUCUGAAUGUGAACGAUUCUAUUUUCAAUUAUGAACCACCAAAUGAUUCUUAA
Messenger RNA from Anisakis simplex (herring worm), 354 nucleotides. The record is from the annotation of a GenBank genome assembly. Lineage: Eukaryota; Metazoa; Nematoda; Chromadorea; Rhabditida; Anisakidae.